Messenger RNA from Bicyclus anynana (squinting bush brown), 815 nucleotides. RefSeq lists its product as uncharacterized. Lineage: Eukaryota; Metazoa; Arthropoda; Insecta; Lepidoptera; Nymphalidae. The transcript has 3 exons. The record is from RefSeq and is a predicted model, not a curated record. The coding region runs from base 27 to 455 and encodes 142 amino acids.
CACUGUGUCUGUAGCAGUGGUGAAGGAUGGAAUUUUGGAUGGAAGCCAUCUCAAAGAAAAGGAAAUUCAUACCGCUCGAUAGGAAUUCCGAUAUGCAGACCAAGUUAAGGCACGCAAACCUAAUUCGCGAAAGGCAUGAACAAAGGGUCCAAUACAAGCUCGGGUCCAUAGCUGCCGGCAUCCAGGGUCACUUCCGAGACAUGCUCAACUACUAUCGUAUCAUGGCUGAGAUCAAGAGUUUUAAAAGGGAAACGUACGAUGUCUGGGCUAUUAUUACCGCUUUUACAAUUUUGCAGGGUAAAUACAACGAGAUACGGCUGGAGUGUGGUCUCUACCGCGACAUAGUCCAAGAGUUGGAAAAAACCAGCAGCACGCACGGCUACACCACGCCGGCGCGCACCAAGCGAGCGACCGGACGGCGAGCGAACACUUGGCGGCCGAGAAAACUACUCUAACUACUGUCAAAUUAAACAAUACAAAUGCAAAUAUAUAUUAUAUUUAAAUCAAUUCAAGGCAUUUUCGAUCCCCUAUAUCACAGUUUCUCAAAGUGGGGUACGCGAUCCAUUUGACGAUUUUUUUUUUUUUUUUUUAACAUUUUUAUUAUUUAAUUCUUAAUUUCUUUCAUUCCUACCAAUUGUAUUUUUUUUUGUUUUAUUUGCAACCUUAAUUGUACCAUUUGACAUUUUUAUCAUUUUUAUCUUUUAAUCAUAUUAUUUAUCUGACAUUUUUUAAAUUUAAUUAUUCUUAAUUUUAAUUAUAAUUUUACUUAAAAUAGUAUCUGGACUUCUCGUGCCAAACUUGUAAUAUAUUGUACC